Molecule: messenger RNA, 1107 nt
Organism: Lindgomyces ingoldianus
Lineage: Eukaryota; Fungi; Ascomycota; Dothideomycetes; Pleosporales; Lindgomycetaceae
Product: radical SAM enzyme
Exons: 2
Coding region: 1-1107 (368 amino acids)
Molecular function (GO): 4 iron, 4 sulfur cluster binding; catalytic activity
Source: RefSeq, a predicted model, not a curated record
AUGCCGCUACUCAGAGCCCUGCUAUCCAACCUCCCAACUCUCUCCCACCCCCUCCUCCUCACAACCGCUAUCGCCUUAAUUAGCCUCCCCUUCCUCUACUUCCACUUCAAAAUCUUCCCAAAACCCACCCGCUACCUCACACUCCUCUACCGCCGUAAAAUCCUCGGCCACACCAUCCCCAUCAGCGUAAACUACCACUUCACCCGCGUCUGCAACGCAGCCUGCAAGUUCUGCUUCCAUACCGAGCUAACCGGGUACCAUGCCCCUUUACCCACUGCUCAAAACGCGCUCAGGCUUCUCGCCGAAUCCGGCAUGCGCAAACUCAACUUCGCAGGCGGCGAGCCAUUCCUGUAUCCCAAGCACCUGGGCCAACUAUGCAAGUUCGCGAAAGAGGAGCUGCAGCUCGAGAGCGUGAGUAUUGUAUCAAACGGAACCCGCGUCUCGGAACAGUGGCUCGCGAACUGGGGCGCUUGGAUCGAUAUCCUAGCUAUCUCGUGUGAUUCUAUGAAGGCGGAGACGAAUCAGCUCAUCGGUCGCGCAGAACGGACGACUGGUGUGCCAUUCGACAAUGUCACGCAGCUCUUUAGGAUCCGGGAUUGGUGUCGGAAGUUUGGGGUCAGAUUCAAGUUGAAUACGGUUGUGUGUGCGAAGAAUUGGGAAGAGGAUAUGGUGGAUGUGGUGAGCGAGUUGGCGCCAUUUCGGUGGAAGGUGUUUCAGGUGCUGGUGGUGGAUGGGGAGAAUGAAAAUGAGACGAGGAGGAGGGAUGCGAGGAGUAUGGUGGUUACUGAUGAGGAGUUUGGAUGGUUUUGUAGGAGGCAUAAGGGGGUUAAGGGGUUUACUCCAGAGCCGAAUCGUUUGAUGAGGGCGAGUUAUUUGAUUUUAGAUGAGUAUCUCCACUUCCUGGACGCUGGUAAUGACAAGAGAAAGCACUCUGAUCCGAUAUUGGAGGUGGGUGUUCAGAAAGCGCUCAGCCAAGUCGAGUGGGAUGAGCAGGCGUUCAAUGAGAGAGGUGGAGUCUAUGAUUGGAGUAGAGAUGCUGGCGGUAAUGGGAAGACUGCUUGUAGUGGGGAGCUGGGCGGAGUGAAAUUGAGUGACCUGGAGUUCUGA